This is a messenger RNA of Ornithorhynchus anatinus (platypus), 2240 nucleotides long. RefSeq names its product CD320 molecule (gene CD320). NCBI's taxonomy places the organism in Eukaryota, Metazoa, Chordata, Mammalia, Monotremata, Ornithorhynchidae. The record is from RefSeq and is a predicted model, not a curated record. The transcript is spliced from 8 exons. Bases 1 to 2034 code for a protein of 677 amino acids. Gene Ontology annotation, biological process: potassium ion transmembrane transport. Gene Ontology annotation, molecular function: delayed rectifier potassium channel activity; protein binding. Gene Ontology annotation, cellular component: membrane; voltage-gated potassium channel complex.
AUGGCCUGGAGCGGGGCGAGGGCGCCGGCUCCUCUCCGGCUGCUGCUGCUCCUCCUCCUGCACUUUGGGGGAACCUUGGCCUCAGCCCCGACGUCGCCCCCCACGGAAGGUCCUAAACUUCAGCCAGGACAUGACCAUAGGGUUGAUGUGAUUGUGUGGAAGUUGAUUUUUCUGCAGCCUUAUAAGCUUUUCAAAAUCCAGCCUCUCAACUCAGAUGCUGGGCUCACAGGCAGUACCGCGGGCCCCCCCUCCUCCCCCGGUGCAUGCAGCCCCACGGAGUACCGCUGCUCCACGGGGGUCUGCAUCCCCUUAGAGUGGCGGUGUGAUGGUGACACGGACUGCCGUGAUGGCGCCGAUGAAGUCCAGUGCUGGAGUCAGCCCUGCAGGCGGGGCGAGCUGCGCUGCUACCAGCCCGCUUGCAGGAAUGGGAGCACGGAGCCCAGCUGCCUGGCCCCUGUCUGCUUGGCCAAGGAGCGCUUCUGUGAUGGGGUUCCUGACUGUCCCGAUGGCGCCGAUGAGCACGGAGAGUUGUGCCAGCGGCACCCAACCCACCCCCCGCCCCAAAAAUGCUUGGAGCAGGACUUCCAGUGUGCCCAGGGGAUGUGCAUCCCAGACGCCUGGAGGUGCGACGGGCACCCGGACUGUGACGAUGAGAAGGAUGAGGAGGACUGUGGUGGACGCGAGCCUCGUGUCAAUCCCGGCGACCCAUUUGGAAGGUGGGAGCCAGAUCCCUCCGGAGAAGCGGGGCCUCUACGGAGUGAUUGCUGCUGCAGCCGUCUUGAGUACCGUCCUGGUUGCCACUUUCUUCCACGCCUGGUGCAGGAUGAGAACUCCAGAGAACUUCUUCAUUCAGAGCCUGCUGAGAGCCAUCAAAGGAUCCUUGACCUGGUCUCAGUGAGAAUCUUUGCUCUCAGAGGCGGCGUGCUGUGGAUGGCGGGGGAGCUGUGCCCGGCAGGCUUGGUGGAGGAGCUGGCGUACUGGGGCGUUGAGGUGCGCCAUGUGCCCCGCUGCUGCCACAUCCUCUUGGAGGAGAAGCAGGAUGAGCUGGAGGAGCACCUGAAGGUCCAGCGGGAGCUGGAGGCAGAGCUGGAGGCCCCCGAGCGGGAGGCGCACUUUGACGGGCAGUGCCUGGGCGGCUGCCGCCGAGCAAUCUGGAACCUGAUGGAGAACCCGUACUCGUCGGUGCCGGCCAAGAUGGUGGCGGUGCUGUCGAGUGUCUUCGUGCUGCUGUCCAUCGUGGGCAUGACGCUGAGCACGGUGGAGGAGCUGCAGUACCGGGUGGGGAAAGCGGGCAUGGAGUUGCUGGAGACGGUGUGUGCCAUCUUCUUCUCCUGGGAGUACUCGCUGCGCCUGGUGUCCUGCACCUCGGUACCCCAGUUUCUGCGGGCCGCCUUCAACGCUGUGGAUCUGGUGGCCAUCCUACCCUUCUACGCCCAGCUGUUGUUUGAGUGGCUGGCAGAGGGCGAUGCCCUCUACCAUGAGGAGCUGCACCGAGUGGAGAGCGUGGGCAAGCUGGGCAAAGUGCUCAAGUUGGUCAAGCUCCUGCGCAUCUUCCGCAUCCUCAAGCUGGCCCGGCACUCAACGGGGCUGCGGGCUUUCGGCUUCACCCUGCGGCAGUGCUCGCAGCAGGUGUGCUGCCUGCUGCUCUUCAUUGCCAUGGGGGUCUUCGCCUUCUCCGCCCUCGUGCACUCGGUGGAGCACGACGUCCCCGGCACCAACUUCACCAGCAUCCCUGACGCGUGGUGGUGGGCGGCGGUGAGCCUCUCAACGGUGGGCUACGGAGACACGGUCCCAGCCACGGCCCUGGGCCGGGUCGUGGCAUUCUUUUGCAUCUCUUUUGGCAUCAUCCUCAACGGAAUGCCCAUCUCCAUCCUCUACAACAAGUUCUCCGACUACUAUGGCAAGCUCAAAGCCCACGAGGACCAGAGCUGCAACACCCAGGGGACAAGCCGGGAGCUGCACCUGCGCCGCCGUCUCGGCCAGCGGCUGUUAGUCUGCUGGGGGUUGAGAGAGGCGGAGGGGGCCAUGGCUUAGCCUCCCUGUGGCCCUGCCUGUCUCACCCUUCCUGGCCCUGAGCCCCAUCCUCUGGGCCCAGGAGAAGCGUGAGUCAGGGGAACCGGGGCCCUUCUGGGGUGGAUCCCAGAGUGAGCAGGGGACAGGGACCGCUGGAUUCCCUCUAAAGUUACGGCGGGAAGAGCAAGCGUCCCCUGGCGCUUGCUUCUUGCUGGCUUGUCAAGCCC